Phycomyces blakesleeanus NRRL 1555(-) is the source of this 2196-nucleotide messenger RNA. RefSeq lists its product as hypothetical. Bases 1 to 2196 code for a protein of 731 amino acids. Lineage: Eukaryota; Fungi; Mucoromycota; Mucoromycetes; Mucorales; Phycomycetaceae. The transcript has 6 exons. The record is from RefSeq and is a predicted model, not a curated record.
AUGUCCAAUAAUCAAAAGAAAGACAGUUAUGUUAUCUGCAAAUGUCCAGACUGUACAAAGUUGGAUAGCUGUGGAAAGAAACAGAAAAGACAAAAUGCACAACGACACUAUGAGAAACAUAUAGUGCCUGUUGCCAAAGACGAUGCAAUGGAUGUUCCUGAAGAACAUUUUGACGACAUGGAAGUAGAUAGUAUUGACAGUGACAAUGACAAUGAUUAUGAUUACGAGAACGAAGGCGAAGGCGAAUAUGAAGACGAAAAUGAAGAACAAAACAUUGAAUUUGAUCAAGAAGUUGACUUACCUUUGUCCCAAGAAGAGUCCAUCUUUACUGCCGAAGAUACAAUUACAGGAGCAUUUGUGGUUGAUGGCGAUGAGAUUGAAGAAGGCGAUACCGGUUUUGAUUUUGAACAAGAAGAAAACUUUGAUGAGACCAGUGGGACCUCGAUAGUAGAAUCAGUUCGUCCUUCGUCUUUUGAUAACAUGCCCUUGUAUAUCCGCUUUGUUGCAGUAUUCAUUGUCAUAUUUCACUUGAUCUUUUUGGUGGAAAGCGGUGGAUCGAUUCUCAUUGAAUUUUGUAAUACUCUACUGUCUCUCUGUGAUAUGUCUGGCGCCCUUCCACUGACGAUCAAUAGCUUGAAGCAUAAGACAGGAUUUAACAUGGCAACAGACGGAAUGACAGUAUACAUUGCAUGCUCACAAUGUCAUUCGAUUUAUCCUCCGGAAACAAGUCAAAGAGUCUGUACAUUUAAGAAAUUCUCUCAAUCUGCCAUUUGCAACAACAAUCUCUUUAAAGUGUCAACCGGAAAUCGUUCUCUUCCAGCAAUGGUAUAUCCAUUCAACUCUCUGAAGUACGCCUUGCAACAAAAAUUUUCCAAGCCAGAUUUCGUGUCCAAGAUCAAUUUGUGGAGAAAAAAAGAAAACAGCACUCGGUGGUCAGAGCUUCAUCGGUUAUCUUACUUUGACCCAGUCCGCUUUACAGUUAUAGACCCGAUGCAUAACCUCUAUCUUGGAACUGCAAAGCGAAUGAUUCAGAUAUGGCGCGAGUGUAACUACAUCAAUGAAAAGAAUCAGUUAACUAUGCAAGAGCUUGCCAAUGGUAUUGUUGUACCUUGUGGAUAUGCGCCCAAGAAUCUCGAAAACUGGAUUUUGUUUGUUGACGCAUGCCGCUUACUCACAAAACCUUCGAUCAAUGACAAAGAAAUAGACGAAGCCCACAGUAAACUCCAAUUGUUUUGUACAAGAUUUCAAACACUGUAUGGAAAAUCGGCCGUGACACCGAAUAUGCAUCUACAUCUUCAUCUUGGCGAGUGUGUUCAUGACUUUGGGCCAAUUUAUGCUUUCUGGUUAUUCAUUUUCGAGAGAUACAAUGGUUUGUUGAAGAAUAUCGAAACAAAUCAAAAAGGCGGCUUCGAAUCAACAAUGAUGAAGAGAUUUUUGGAGAGAACAUACAUUGGCAGCUUCAUACAAUCUUUCGUCAACCAUCUCCCCCAGUUCGCAAUUGACUUUCUGCAUCGCAUUUCAAAUAGUCAAGAUCAAUUAGCAGCAUUGCAUCCAUCUUCUACUGCCAGUACCUUUUCUCUGUCUGACUUUGUUGAAUAUUCGUUAAACCCUCGUCAUUCUGCUUUGGGUUGUGAGCCGUUGCCCCCUUCAGUGUUUCUGAUUAAACUCGACCAAAGGAUUACAAUGUGCAAGGGACAUUAUGAAUGUUUACUGGAGUUUUACAGACACGCGUAUGGCAGUCACGAUCUUUUUGGCCAUUAUUCAAACUGCGAGUCUAACCAGAUUUUUGUCAAUAACCGAAUUGAGAAAAUGAAACGGAUAUCUCUUCUUGGACAGGAAUACUCUUCUGGAUCUUAUUUCCGCGCCUAUUAUCUUGAGAAUAACAGUGAAGAUAAAGCAGCGUUUCCUGGCCGUAUACUGUAUUUAUUUCAACAUUUAAUAACCAUCAACGAAACUGUCAUCACCCAUACUUUUGCGUUUGUUGAGUGGUACUCUAGUUAUUCUUCGGGGAGUUACCAGCCAAUGUUAAAUGAAGGCAUUGAGCUCUGGAAUGAACCUUCUUCUGUACUUAAUUAUGAAUGUAUUAUUCCAGUACAUCGUUUAUAUUCACCAAUCGCAAUUGCUAAAUAUAGGUUUACUAUAACUAGUGAAUUUAAACGUUUAGUAAUCCCUUUACCCCAAAAAAUAGAAGCUUAA